Molecule: messenger RNA, 393 nt
Organism: Amphimedon queenslandica
Lineage: Eukaryota; Metazoa; Porifera; Demospongiae; Haplosclerida; Niphatidae
Exons: 3
Coding region: 48-326 (92 amino acids)
Source: RefSeq, a predicted model, not a curated record
AAGCCUUUCCUUGUGAUGUGUGUCAUGAUUCAACUGAAGACCAUCCAAUGGAAAGAGCUAACAGAAUGAUAUGUGGAUACUGCUCCAAAGAACAAGCUUAUAAUGGCAGUAAUCCUUGUGUGUCUUGUGGUUCUGAUAUGACACAAAGUAAGAGUUCAUCACAUUGGGAAGGAGGUCAAGGCUGCCGUAACAAAGUGAAGAUGAGCAGGAAUGAUAGACAGAAAUAUGUAAAUUCAGAGAAGAAGACAGUUUCAAUGAAAAAUGAAAGAGUUGGAGUGAAAGGAAAGAACAAUAUAGACCAGAAGAGUGGAACAUUACAUAGCUAAAUUUAAACAUUAUACAAUACAUAUAAUACAGUGAUAAAAAUUAAAUAGCUUUUAAAACUGAAGUCAA